AUGGAAGACAUAGAGGAUUUAUUGGCUGGCGGCGGCGGAUCACAACCAGGGUUCCGAUUGCCGUUGACGGCUGCUGUAGGUUUCAACCCAAAACGUAAAAAGAAGAACAAGACUGUUAGCAGUCUCCCAAAGUCCACCUCUUUUCUCCAAUAUUCUGUCAAUAGCUACGACACUACCAAAAUCCCAGGCACUGAGACGAUUUAUAUGAAGACUUUCGGGUGUUCACACAAUCAGAGUGAUAGCGAAUAUAUGGCAGGCCAGCUUUCAGCAUUUGGCUAUAAUUUCAGUGAUAAUCCAGAUGAGGCAGACUUGUGGAUAAUAAAUACCUGCACAGUCAAGUCCCCAAGUCAAUCUGCCAUGGAAACACUUAUAGCUAAAUGUAGAAAUGGAAAUAAGCCGCUGGUAGUCGCAGGAUGUGUGCCUCAAGGAAGUCGUGAUUUGAAAGAGCUGGAAGGAGUAAGUAUAGUUGGAGUCCAGCAAAUUGACCGUGUUGUAGAAGUUGUGGAAGAGACUCUGAAAGGGCACGAGGUGCGGCUUCUCACCCGGAAGACAUUACCAGCACUUGACCUUCCAAAGGUGAGAAAGAACAAAUUUGUUGAGAUCCUUCCAAUCAAUGUUGGUUGUUUAGGUGCUUGCACUUAUUGCAAGACAAAGCAUGCUCGUGGUCAUUUAGGAAGCUACACAGUUGACAGCCUUGUGGGUCGUGUCAGAAGUGUCAUAGCUGAUGGAGUAAGGGAGAUCUGGUUAAGUAGUGAAGACACUGGAGCAUAUGGUCGUGACCUAGGAGUUAAUCUUCCAAUUUUGUUGAACGCUUUAGUAGUGGAGCUUCCCUCUGAUGGAAGCACAAUGCUUCGAAUUGGGAUGACUAAUCCUCCUUAUAUUCUUGAGCACUUGAAAGAAAUAGCUGAAGUUUUGCACCACCCAUGCGUGUAUUCCUUUCUUCAUGUGCCAGUUCAAUCUGGAAGUGAUACCAUCUUGAGUGCAAUGAAUCGUGAAUACACAGUGGGCGAGUUCAGAACAGUGGUCGAUACAUUAACUGAAAUGGUCCCUGGAAUGCAGAUAGCAACUGAUAUAAUAUGUGGGUUUCCUGGCGAAACCGAUGAAGAUUUUGAACAGACGGUCGACCUUAUCAAGGAGUAUAAGUUUCCUCAAGUUCACAUAUCACAAUUCUAUCCCCGGCCUGGAACACCAGCUGCAAGGAUGAAAAAAGUUCCUAGUACUUCCGUGAAGAAACGAAGUCGUGAAUUGACUAGUGUAUUCGAAUCAUUUACCCCAUAUGUUGGAAUGGAAGGCAAAGUAGAGAGGAUAUGGAUCACAGAUACUGCCACAGAUGGAACUCACUUGGUGGGUCACACAAAGGGAUACAUUCAGGUGCUGGUAGUUGGCCCAGAAAGCAUGUUGGGGACUUCAGCCAUAGCGAAGAUAACGUCUGUUGGAAGAUGGUCAGUUUUUGGAGAGGUGAUCGAGAUUCUCAAUAGAGGUAGUGCUUCUAGUGAGAGUCAGGAUAACAAAGACACACCAUGCUCAAACACGAGUGAAACUUGUGCAUGUUCAGAAGAGCCAGAACCAUGUGCUUGUAAAUUGAUAAGUAGCUGCAGACAUGCUGAGGAUAAGAUUGUUUCGGUUCCCGGGAAUGACCCAAGGCAAAGUGAACAUAGUAACCAAACCCUCAUUGGAUGGUUAAUUCGGAAGCGCAAGAACAGUUCUCACAAAAAGAUGGAAAAUGAUACAAAGUUGGAAUAUGACAAAAAGCCGGGAACUUCUCAUCAUGGGUGCAAUUGGGGUCAUGUUGAUAAAGCUCUUUUUGGUGGAAUUCUUGUGAGCUUAUUAACAAUAAUUGCUUUACUUUUGUACCUGGGGUCUAGAAGUUUGUCUUUUCAAUGA
Messenger RNA from Fraxinus pennsylvanica, 1884 nucleotides. Lineage: Eukaryota; Viridiplantae; Streptophyta; Magnoliopsida; Lamiales; Oleaceae. The record is from the annotation of a GenBank genome assembly.